GCAGGAAGAAGACACAGCGUCAAAACAUGAAUUGCUCUGUGUGAAUCAUAUCAACAAAUAAAUAAACGGUUGUGGGGAAAUCACAUUUUUACGUUGUUGAAACCACACUUUUCUGGUUCAGGAGGUGGGCCAAACCCAUUACACUUCAAUGGGGGGGAGGCAGCAGUUGACCACUUCCACACGGAGUGUGAGGAGAACAUGUUUUCACUCGAUCAUGUUGGACUUCAUGUAGUGUGAAGGUUAGUAGUCUUUGCCUGUGCAGUCCACUGCAAUGAGACACAUGAUCAAUGAUGGGGACCACAUGGAUGAAACCUGGACCUGGCAGCCCAAAUUUGACUGUCACUCACAGCUGUUGGUAUACAGUACAUGUCCGUAGCGUCUUAACACACACAGAUGCAGUCUCAGAGAAGCCAUUUUUAUGGGUGACCAGACAUACAGUAUGUAACAAAGCAUCAAUACAGUAAUCCCUCGUUUAUCACCGUUAAGCGGUUCUAGACCUGACUGGUUUUCGAGAAAUAGGACCACUUAUUUAGACAUUUUUGUAGUUAGCACUUGGAAAAUCUGUUUAUGACUUGUGCUCAUGUGUGUUGCUGUGAAUGUGUUCUGGUUCAGUGUUCAGGGGAGUUGAGUGACAGACGGCCAGGAUGUAACGGCAGAGGUUAUGCUUGAAAAUGCUUAAUGUAGGCAAAAUAUAUGUAAAAUUUGCUAUACACAUAUCAAUUUUUUUACUAAUAAUAGGUUGCAUUCAACCAUGAAACAGCAUGGUUGGCAUUGAUAUAUUUUCAUUCAAACAGCAUAAUGUGCAAUUUGAAUGUGCAAUUGAGUCAAACAAGUUAUAUUUGUGGGUUGAUUUUGUGCUUGCCUUGUUUUCUAGAAAUCUCCAUGUUCUCCGGUUAUGUCCUCAGCAAAACCACCACUGCAUCCAAACCCGCAACACUUGGAAAGAAGCUGCUUUCUUUUCAUUCUUACUAUUAUUUUCCUUGAGGGCGGUCAAGAGAUGGGCUGUCUGUUUUAAAAAUUUCAUGCUCUCCUUAUCGGCUUCUCUUUCCAGCCGUGGUACUUGAGGCUGGCCGGACGCCAGUAAGAGUGUGGAGUGGGGGAGCAGAGAAGAGGAAGAAGAAGGAGAAGAAGGGCAGAAACACAGAGAGACUGAGGGAGGGCCUUCUUUCAUUCAACAGACAAAAACGUGCACGGCUCCAUUCACUUUCUGUCAAUCCUGCAGUGGAGACAGUAAUGAACAGGGAUCACUCUUAAUAAGGAGCAUUAAAGCGGAUUCACAUAAGACUUUGGAACACUUACAGGUACAAUUGGAAGUUGGAGCACGAUGGCUUACAAAGCAGCGUCCAUGCCUUAUGUCUUUAGAUGCCUGUGCUUCAUGCUUCUUCAUUGGCUUAAUGCAGCACAAGAUGAAGACCUAAGAAGUUGUAGGACCGCACCAGGCGAUUUAGUAUUUAUUGUAGAUGGUUCUUGGAGUGUCGAAGAUGUUAACUUUGAAAUAGUAAAGCGGUGGCUUGUCAACAUAACCACAAAUUUCAAAAUUGGACACAAGUUUACCCAAGUAGGUGUUGUCCAGUACACAGAUGAUCCUGUUUUAGAAAUACCUCUGGGGAAGUAUUCCACCACCGAAGAUCUCAUCGGAGCAAUGGAAUCCAUCGAGUACAUGGGAGGAAACACCAGGACGGGCACGGCCAUUGAGUUUGCCACAGACAAAUUGUUUGGCCUUUCCGAACGCAGUCCGAUGGGCGUAUCUCGAAUUGCUGUUGUCCUCACUGACGGGAAGUCUCAAGAUGAAGUUCAGAAGGCGGCGGAGGCCGCAAGGAGGAAAGGAGUCAUUUUGUUUGCUAUUGGUGUGGGGUCCGAGACAGAGGAGGCACAGUUGAGAGACAUUGCCAACAAGCCUUUUUCAACAUAUGUCUUCUCCGUGGAGGACUACAAAGGUAUUUCCAGGAUCAUACAGAUCAUACGACAGAAACUGUGUGAAGAGACUGUUUGUCCUGCAAGAAUACCGAUUGAUUCCAGAGAUGAGAAAGGAUUUGAUAUUCUACUCCAUUUAAAUUUGGCCAAAAAAGCCAAGAAGACAAAAGGAACAUACCAUGGCACUAAAGCUUACGAGGUGACACCUCGUAUAGACUUGAGUGAAGCCACAAGGACACUUUUCCCUGAUGGUCUCCCGCCGUCCUAUGUAUUCGUGGCCACCCUGAGAUACAAGGGAUCGGUGGCGUUGGAGGAGUGGGACCUGUGGAGGAUCCAGACCCGUGAUGGGAGACCUCAAAUGGCAGUCACUCUGAAUGGACGUGAUGGCACUGUCAAGUUCACCACAACCAGUGAAUCAUUAAGUGGAACACAAGAUGUUACGUUUUCCCAAAACACAGCCAUGAAACUUUUUGAUGAGAAAUGGCAUCAACUGCGACUGCUGGUCACUGAGGAAGAUGUCACUCUGUAUGUCGACGAUCUGGAAAUAGAAUCUCUGUCCUUGGAGCCUCCUGUUGGCAUUUUCAUCAAUGGAAAAACUCAAGUUGGAAAGUAUGUCCGGAAAGAAACAACUGUACCGUUUGAAAUCCAGAAGUUGCGCAUCUACUGUGACCCUGAGCAGAAUAACCGUGAGACUGCAUGUGAAAUACCGGGAGUGUGUUCCAACAGUCCUGAUUAUGCUGAGCCUACUGAAGAACCUUGUGUUUGUCCUCCGGGACCUCCAGGACUUCCAGGAAUGAAGGGGGAACAGGGAAAUGGAGGCAAAUCAGGUCAGCCUGGACGUGUUGGUGCUGAUGGUAAGCCUGGCGUGCCUGGUAAUAGAGGAAGUCCAGGGUUUCCAGGUCCACCUGGAUUAAAGGGCCAACGUGGGGCAGAUGGCUUGAAAGGGGAUCAGGGGAGACCCGGUGUUUCGGGUGAAAGGGGUGUUCCGGGAUUACCAGGACCACCUGGGCAACCAGGAGAGAAGGGUCCAGUUGGAUUACCAGGACGAGCAGGGAUGCCAGGUGAAGCUGGCCAAAUGGGAGCGAAAGGGAGUAUGGGACCUCCCGGGCCUUCGGGUUAUCGAGGAGCAACUGGCCAGGCUGGCAGAGAUGGAAAGGACGGACCUCCCGGGCCCCUUGGUCAAAAGGGAGAAACUGGGGUCAGCGGUAUCCCCGGUGCUGAUGGAAGGGCAGGCCAUCCAGGUAUGCCCGGUUUACCUGGGAUAGCAGGUCUCAUGGGACAGAAAGGCGAGGCUGGAUUUCCUGGAUCAAGAGGCCCCCAGGGAUCAGAAGGCCCACCUGGGGAGAUGGGUCCAACUGGUCUGCCUGGUUUAAAUGGACCAGUCGGCCCAAAGGGCAGUAAAGGUGAAAGUGGAAGUCCGGGCAAACAAGGAACAGCCGGUUCUAUGGGCAGACCAGGGGAGCCGGGACAAGCGGGGCAGCCAGGACACCAAGGGCAGCCUGGCAUAAUGGGAAGCAAGGGGGACCGGGGACACACGGGUGAAAGAGGAGAGACGGGAAUAAAAGGUGAAAAAGGAGAUGACGGCAGACCAGGCAACCACGGGUUACCAGGUUUGCAGGGCCUUAAGGGGGAGAAAGGGACAACAGGGGAUCCAGGCGAAAGAGGUCAAGAAGGGCAAAUGGGGCGGCCUGGACAGCCGGGUCAGACAGGCCACCCGGGACUUCGAGGGCCUCGGGGAGAUGCAGGGCCUCCUGGCCAAGCUGGACCUGCAGGAAGAUCUGCCAGCUCAGUUUCUGACUUGCACAUUCGUCAAGUCUGCAGAGAGAUUCUCCAGUCUGAACUGCCCUCCAUGCUGUUGAGCCACCAAUCGAGCAGCUGUGCCGCCUGCCACGCCCAUCCUGGAUUACCUGGAGUUCCGGGUGAUUCAGGACCUCCAGGCAUCAGGGGACUUCCUGGCAUGGCGGGGUCCAGGGGACAGCCAGGCUACCCAGGUCGUCCAGGGCGACCUGGCAUUAACGGGCUUAAAGGUGAACCUGGUCUGAAGGGUGAAAGUGGAAGCCCAGGACGAACCACACACGGUGAUCAAGGACCACCUGGACCUCCAGGUCCUGCCGGUCCUCAUGGCUAUGGCAAAGCGGGUAGUCCGGGGAAGCCCGGGCUGCCUGGUCAAAACGGGGUGGAGGGUAAAAGUGGUAAUCCCGGUAUUCCUGGACAGCCUGGGGUGUGUGAUCCAUCCUUAUGUUACGGUAGCAUGAUGAGGCGGGUCCAAUACAGUAAAGGACCAAACUAUUAACACCAGUGUGGAGAUGGUGUGAAACAAGCCGAGCCAUUCUCAGGAACAUCUCAACUUUGACCAUAACUAAUGGACCUCUCCAUCACACUUUGUUGAUUUGUAACUAUUAAGAAGAUCUGAUCAUGUUCAUGAUAAACAUGUUAGGUGUUUAGUGGCUGAUCUCAUAUUGCCCCCUAGUGACAGAUUUCUGUAUGAUGGGCCCGGGGUUGAAGAUCAGUGGUCCUCAAACUGUCUGUAGCCAACUGUUUUUAAAUUAUACCCUAAGUGUAUUCAGAAAGUCACACCGUCAUCGUUUAAAGUUAGAAACCCUUUGAGAAACACUGAUGACCUUCCACGAUUUGUGACAUUUGUUUACAAAACCACUGUAAAGGUUCCUGUUGCUGAUGAACCUGCAUCGUUUGGCUCCGAAAGCAUUCAUUCCGACUAAAGCUUCUUUGGAAUUUUGCCCAUCAUCCACAAUCCACAAUCCUUACACGAGACAUGCACGUCCUUUUUCUGUGUAUUAUAAAGACACACAAACAGAUAAAAAUAGAGCUAAGAAUGCACCCAAUGGGAAACACAUUUCGCCAUUAAAGCCUUCUGAAAAAAAGCUCCAAAAAGUGCCAACAGCGUCCCAUUUGCAUAUCAUGUGACGUGCAUAUACAAAUUAUAAAUGGCCUUAUGCAUUUACGUAUAUAAAACCUAGUUGGCGGUUUUUGGGGGUGUUUUAAUAGCAGUCUUUAUAAGUGUGUCCCUUUAUGUGUAUCUGCUCUUUUGACCUCUUUUUAUAUCUUUAUAACACACCCAAAAGAGGAAGACGUGUAUUCAUGUCUCACAUAUGGAUUGUGGAUGAAUUUUUAAAAAAAUUAUUUUUCCAUGAACUUUUCUAUGCAAUCACCAUGGUUGGCGAUUACCAAUGUUCUACUUAAAGGAUGAAUUAUUAUUAGGGUCAAUCAUAUUAUUAUUAUGAAAUUAUGUCUUCUUAUACCCCUCAAGCCCUUCAUUA
Doryrhamphus excisus (bluestripe pipefish) is the source of this 5192-nucleotide messenger RNA. NCBI's taxonomy places the organism in Eukaryota, Metazoa, Chordata, Actinopteri, Syngnathiformes, Syngnathidae. The record is from RefSeq and is a predicted model, not a curated record.